This is a messenger RNA of Poecilia reticulata (guppy), 753 nucleotides long. RefSeq names its product E3 ubiquitin/ISG15 ligase TRIM25-like. NCBI's taxonomy places the organism in Eukaryota, Metazoa, Chordata, Actinopteri, Cyprinodontiformes, Poeciliidae. Gene Ontology annotation, molecular function: zinc ion binding. The record is from RefSeq and is a predicted model, not a curated record.
GCAGAAAUGGAGCAGAGUCAGUUCGACCGAGAGACUUUCUCCUGUUCAAUCUGUCUGGAUCUACUGAAGGAUCCGGUGGCUACUCCCUGUGGACACAGUUACUGUAUGAACUGCAUUGAAGAUCACUGGGAUGAAGAGGAUCAGAAACGAAUCCACAGCUGCCCUCAGUGCAGAGAGACAUUCAUACCAAGGCCUGUUUUGAAGAAAAACACCAUCCUAGCAGCUUUAGUGGAGCAGCUGAAAAAGACUGGACUCCAAGCUCCUCCUGCUGACCACUGUUAUGCUGGACCUGAAGAUGUGGCCUGUGAUUCCUGCACUGGAAGAAAACUGAAAGCCAUCAAGUCCUGUUUAGUCUGUCUGGCCUCUUUCUGUGAGAAACACCUUCAGCCUCAUUAUGAUUCAGCUGCAUUUAAGAAACACAAGCURGUGGAGCCGUCCAAGAACCUCCAGGAGAACAUCUGCUCCAAGCAUGACAAGUUGUUGGAGAUCUUCUGCCGCACAGAUCAAAAGUGUAUCUGCUAUCUCUGCACUAUGGAUGAACAUAAAGGCCAUGAAACAGUGUCAGCUGCAGCAGAAAGGACUGAGAGGCAGAGAGAGCUGGAGGAGAGACGAGGAAACAUCCAGCAGAGAAUCCAGGACCAGGAGAAAGAUGUGAAGCUGCUUCAGCAGGAGGUGGAGGCCAUCAAUCGCUCUGCUGAUAAAACAAUGGAGGACAGUGAAAAUAUCUUCACUCAGCUGAUCCGUCUCCUCCAG